Molecule: messenger RNA, 1374 nt
Organism: Fonsecaea nubica
Lineage: Eukaryota; Fungi; Ascomycota; Eurotiomycetes; Chaetothyriales; Herpotrichiellaceae
Exons: 2
Coding region: 1-1374 (457 amino acids)
Biological process (GO): acyl-CoA metabolic process
Cellular component (GO): mitochondrion
Molecular function (GO): fatty acyl-CoA hydrolase activity
Source: RefSeq, a predicted model, not a curated record
AUGGCGCGACGUUUCUUCCUCUAUCUCGCCCGGACAGGGUUCGUUCGCCAGACCACCCAGAGGGUAACCCCGGGGAGACAUGCCCUCACUCGACCCUUCCACUCUACCGUGGCAGCUCGUACAGACGGGGUCUACAAAGCUCUCACAGAGAUGCGGGUCCGAACACCCUGGAUCGAGGCGCUUCGGGAAAGAAAAGAGGCGGAGAACAACAAUCAGACGCCGGUCGUGGAGAGUGCCAAAGUCGACCUGACCCCCAAGAAAAUGUCGGACAGCUAUGUCAGCCUUGUCCUGCCUCUCUCUCAAGAUCCCUGGCUGCUCGAUACCUACGCAAACUAUACGGGCCAAAUCCGCAUUGGUACCUUGCUCAUGGACCUGGAUGCCCUAGCUGGUGUGGUGGCCUACAAACACACUGGGGAAGGGGCAAGCAAUGUGACUGCAGCUGUGGAUAGGAUUACUAUCAAGAAUCCCAUUCGAGAGAUUUGUGACCUGGAGCUCAGUGGACAAGUGACGUACGCUACCGGACGGAGCAGUAUGGAAGUGACCUUGCAGAUCGCCAAAGCUCCAGCUCCAGGUCGUCAGGUUGCACCAGAGGAUGUCUUUAUGACCUGUGCCUUCACUAUGGUGGCCCUGGAUCCCAGGACCAAAAAACCCAUGAAUAUCGCUCCCUUGGAAGUCAAGACUCCUGCCGAGAAGGCGCUUUUCGCUAAGGGCGAGGAGAAUUACAGAAACAAGAAGACCAUGAGAUCUGCACAUAUCUUGACCAAGCCGCCUGAUGCGGAUGAGUCGGCUCUAAUCCACAAAAUGUGGACCGACUCCCUUGCAUAUGCUGACCGCAACAACCCGAAAAACCAGCCGUCCAACGUAGUGGCCAUGUCUAAGAGUACCAUCCACAGCACCCAGAUCAUGAUGCCGCAGUACAGGAACCGUCAUCAUUUCAUGAUCUUUGGAGGCUUUUUGCUCAAACAAACGUUUGAACUGGCUUUCACCUGUGCAGCCUCUUUCUCGCAUACCCGUCCACGGUUCUUGAACCUGGAUCCCAGCACAUUCGAAGAGCCUGUUCCCGUUGGUUCAGUGCUCUAUGUCGCGGCAGGUGUUUCGUUUACGGAACCUCACCCCGGCGGCGGUACUCGCAUUCAAGUAAUGGUGCGGACACACGUCCGGCCUGUUGAACACCAGGACCAAGAAAGAAAGUCCACAGGGACAUUCUUUUAUACCUUCUUCUCACCGGCAGAUGUGAGUGUGUUGCCGCAGAGUUAUUCGGAGUUCAUGGGAUGGGUGGCCGGAAGACGACGUGCGGAGAGAUUGUCCGCCAUGUUGGAUUCUUCUCCGAAUCUUAUCCUCGGCAGCCUCCACGAUGACAGCGUGACGGAGUGA